UCACAUUUGCAAGGGCUGAAAUUACCUUAAUUAUUAGGUGGCUGUCUGGUCGACUCUCCCCCCCCCGGCAGAUCUGCUCUCUGAUCCCCUCUCAGGUAUAACACAUUUUCAGCUGGAGAAGGAGAAGAAGAAGAAAACGUUUCAGCAUGUCUAUAGGGCUGGAGCUGAUAGGGAUCUCCCUGUGCAUCUUGGGAUGGAUUAUUGCCAUCGUGGCUUGUGCCCUCCCCAUGUGGAGGGUGACGGCCUUCAUCGGCAGCAACAUUGUGACAGCCCAAAUCAUCUGGGAGGGCCUUUGGAUGACCUGCGUGGUCCAGAGCACGGGCCAAAUGCAAUGCAAAGUCUAUGACUCCAUGCUCGCCCUGUCCCAGGACCUCCAGGCGGCCCGCGCCCUCACCGUCAUCUCCAUCCUGCUGGCCAUACUGGCUGUGCUCAUCGCCAUCGCCGGGGCCAAGUGCACCAACUGCAUAGAGGACGAGGCGUCCAAGGCCAAGGUGAUGAUCAUCUCUGGCGUCUUUUUCAUCGUGUCGGGGGUCAUGCAGCUUAUCCCCGUCUCCUGGUCGGCCAACACGAUAAUCAGGGACUUCUACAACCCGUUGCUGACUGACGCUCAGCGGAGGGAGCUGGGGGCUGCGCUCUACAUCGGCUGGGCGGCAGCUGCCCUCCUGGUUCUGGGUGGCGGGCUCCUCUGCUGCUCCUGCCCGCCACGUGAGAAGAGAUACAACCCCUCACGGAUGGCUUAUUCUGCCCCGCGGUCCGCAGGUGGUCCAGGGUUCGAGAGGAAAGACUAUGUAUGAGUAUUAAAAAAAAAAACAAAGACAGUUUUUGAAUGACAAACCUGCCCUGUACACCGGGGUGACAGUGUGCUGAAGAAAGGGCUCAAGGAGUCUAAGACUCCACAAUGAAGGAGGUGUUUGAUUUGGCUUUUACUGUUUGAUCUCUGUAAUUGCCUCUAUGCUUGUCAGCGACUAAUACAAGGUGAUUUGAUUGGACUGUCCCUUUAACGAUGUUUUAAAAAGGCGAUGGAAUGAUGGUUUUUUUUGUGUUUCGGCUGCUUGUUAACAGAAUGGAGUUCUCUGCUUCACGUAAAAGGGCUAGAUGUUAUCGUCACAUUCUUUUGAUACAAUCAGUGCUUGUUCAUAUUUCACCACGGAACAGUCAAACUUUUAUGGAUGUUGUCAUGACAACUGGUCAAACGUCACCUUCAUAAUGAGGCCCCAGUCCGUCAAUUCCCCUGCAUAUUUAAAUACAUGUGGAGGCUUUUAGCAGUUUGUUUUGAUUGAGAUGUUAUAUCAGCAGGUUUAUGCGAUGUUAAUAAUGUUUUUAUUUUUAUAACUCCAUUUAUUACCUGAUAAGUGUGUUCAGCAAUUUAGGUGGGGGUGGGGGGUUACAGGUAUGCAAAAGACUGUUAAUGCCUCUCUGUGUGCACUGAGGCAGCACAGAGGCACCUGUGUCCACAACACUGAUCAUCUUUGUUUAAUACGGCGUUACACAUUUCUCAUCAGCUUUUUUUUUUUUUUUUAAAUAAAGAUCCCUGUGUUUUUUUUAAG
Myripristis murdjan (pinecone soldierfish) is the source of this 1547-nucleotide messenger RNA. RefSeq names its product claudin-3-like. The transcript has a single exon. The record is from RefSeq and is a predicted model, not a curated record. The coding region runs from base 147 to 794 and encodes 215 amino acids. Gene Ontology annotation, cellular component: membrane; bicellular tight junction. Gene Ontology annotation, molecular function: structural molecule activity. Lineage: Eukaryota; Metazoa; Chordata; Actinopteri; Holocentriformes; Holocentridae.